CCGGCUUUUGAAAUUCUGUGGUGCUGUGAUGUAAGGAGUAGGGACGUGUAGGCCUCGUGUGCUCGCUUCUGUCCUGCACAGCAAUCUCCGCAUCAAAUUCACCACCGUUUUUGCUUUGGAUUAACACAAAAAUUAGAGAAAAUGCCGAAGAAAUCGAAAGAAGUGGCGGAAUGGGAGGGAGACGAUGAACCGCAGACUGAAAAAGUUGUCAAGAAAGGAAAGAAGGACAAGAAGGGGAAGAAGAGUUUCUUUGAUGAGCUGUCCUCGGAGAGCAAGGCUGAGAAGAUGGAGGAGCCGGUAGUGAAAGAGACCCAAGGAAAGCAGCCUCAAAAGAAAAAAAAGGACCGGCGGAAAGGGAAAGCCGGAGACGUGGAGGAUGAGGACGAAGACGUCAUGCAGAGACUGAAGAAACUGUCCGUCCAGCCCAGUGACGAGGAAGAGGACGAGGUAAUCGAGGCUCCUGUGAAAGGUGGAAAGAAAAACAAGGGUGGCAACAUAUUCGCUGCUCUGAGCCAGGGUCAGAGUGAUGAGGAGGAUGAAGAGGAGGAUGCAGACGACGACGACGAAAAACCGAAAAAUAAGAACAACUCGACGGAAGUUUCCAGAGCAAAGAAAUCCGAUAAGGCUAAGACGAAGAAGUCCAAGGCGUCUGACGAUGAACCCGACAAGGAGCUGGAGGAAAAGGAUGAGAAUGAGAAAAAGGGGGUGAAGAAGAACAAGAAAGCAGGCACCAAGGUGUCGAAGGCGGAGGACGAGGAAAAAGAGGAAAAGACUUCGAAAGCUGCUGUAAAGAAAGAGCAACCGAAGAAGGGGAAACCCGCUCGCCAGGCGCCAAGCGAGGACGAAGAAGAGGAUGAAGAUGAUAACGACACCAUGAGGAGCGCAGAGGACGUGCUGGCUGCAGAAGCAAGCAAAGAGCAGGAAGACCCCUAUGCCAACAUGAGCAAAAAGGAGAAGAAGAAGAAAAAGAAGCAGCUGGAGUACGAGCGGCAGGUGGCGAGCGUCCGGGCUCAGAACGCCACAGAGGGAGAUUUCUCCGUCUCCCAGGCUGAGAUGUCUUCACGCCAAGCCAUGCUGGAGAACGCCUCCGAUAUCAAGCUGGAGAGGUUCAGCAUCUCGGCUCACGGGAAGGAGCUGUUUGUGAACGCCGAUCUUCUCAUUGUAGCCGGUCGCCGUUAUGGUCUGGUUGGACCAAAUGGGAAAGGCAAGACCACGUUACUGAAGCACAUUUCCAACAGAGCUCUCAGCAUUCCUCCCAACAUUGAUGUGCUGCUCUGCGAACAAGAGGUGGUCGCCGAUGACACUCCGGCCGUCCAGGCUGUGCUGAAGGCGGACACGAGGCGUCUGAAGUUGCUGGAUGAGGAGAAGAAGCUCCAGGCUUUGCUUGAGAAGGGCGAGGACAGUGUCUCAGAGAGACUAGAGAAAGUGUAUGAGGAGUUGAGGGCGAUCGGAGCCGCGGCAGCAGAGGCGAAGGCCCGCAGGAUCCUGGCUGGUUUAGGCUUUACGUCGGAAAUGCAAAACAGACCCACGAAGAAGUUUUCAGGUGGCUGGAGAAUGAGAGUAUCACUCGCCAGAGCUCUGUUUAUGGAGCCCACUCUGCUCAUGCUGGACGAGCCGACGAACCACCUCGACCUCAACGCCGUCAUCUGGCUUAACAACUACCUACAAAGCUGGAAAAAGACCCUCCUGAUUGUAUCUCAUGACCAGAGCUUCUUAGACGAAGUCUGUACAGAUAUCAUUCACUUGGACAACCAGAAACUGUAUUACUACAGGGGCAACUACUUGACCUUCAAGAAGAUGUAUGUGCAGAAGCAGAAGGAGCUCCUGAAGCAGUAUGAGAAACAAGAGAAGAAACUAAAAGACCUAAAAGCUGGAGGCAAAUCCACUAAACAAGCUGAGAAACAAACAAAGGAAGCCCUGACUAGGAAACAGCAGAAAGGCAAGAAAAAGGGACAGGAAGAGGAAAGCCAUGAGGUUCAGGAGCUCCUGAAAAGACCUAAAGAAUACACCGUGAAGUUCACGUUUCCAAACCCGCCUCCACUUUCUCCACCCAUUCUCGGGCUCUACAGUGUGGACUUUGCCUACACGGGUCAGAAGCCUCUGUUCAGAAAUAUUGACUUUGGUAUCGAUAUGGAGUCUCGAAUUUGUAUAGUUGGACCAAACGGCGUUGGAAAGAGUACACUCCUACUCAUGCUGACCGGGAAAUUAACUCCUACUAAAGGUGAGAUGAGGAUGAAUCACCGCUUGAAAGUGGGCUUCUUCAACCAGCAGUAUGCUGAUCAGCUGAACAUGGAGGAAGCUCCCACAGAGUAUCUGCAAAGGAAUUUCAAUCUGCCUUACCAGGACAGCAGGAAGUGUCUCGGCCGAUUCGGUCUAGAGAGCCACGCACAUACUAUCCAGAUUUCCAAACUCUCUGGUGGCCAGAAAGCAAGAGUUGUGUUUGCAGAGCUUUCCUGUCGCCAACCAGACGUCCUGAUUUUGGAUGAGCCCACCAACAACCUGGACAUCGAGUCGAUUGAUGCCUUAUCAGAAGCCAUCAACGAAUACAAAGGAGCCGUGAUCAUCGUGAGCCAUGACGCCCGCUUGAUUACGGAGACUCAGUGUCACCUCUGGGUGGUGGAAAACCGCUCGAUAAUCCAGAUCGACGGCGACUUCGAAGACUACAAGAGAGAAGUGCUGGAGGCUCUCGGAGAAACGCUGGUUAACAAGCAAAAAGAGUGAAAGUGCAAACCAGGGGGGUGCUUCGUUUUCCAGUGCCGUAAUUUACUCGCCAUGAAAAAAAAAAACUUCCAGUCUCUUCAAUGAAAUUUCAUUACUACUUCCCUGGUGUGUGCCAUCUGGUGCAGUGGAUUUGAUUUAUGAUCAAAUUCAGCUUGAACGUCACCAGCGCUUAACCUGUAUAGCGCGUUUUUUUCCUACACGAUGCUAAAAAAGCACAUUCUGAAUCAUCUCGCAUUCGAAUCCGACAUUUUCACUAGGCAAGAUCAUGUUUAUGCAAAAAAAAAAAAAUAUGUUCCACGUAUUUUUUAUGCUCACGGUGAAGUUGUUUCGCGAUACUACGGCGAGAUCGCAUUAUUAGAGAUCUGCAGCUUUUAUCUGCAGUUAUAACCAGACUGAUUUGUAUGUAGUAAAAUACACGAGCACCUCUGCAAAGGAACGUAUGAAUCAGUAUUGCGCGAAUACAAAAACUAAAUAAAUGAUAUUUGCAGUA
This is a messenger RNA of Silurus meridionalis, 3211 nucleotides long. RefSeq names its product ATP-binding cassette, sub-family F (GCN20), member 1 (gene abcf1). The transcript is spliced from 27 exons. Lineage: Eukaryota; Metazoa; Chordata; Actinopteri; Siluriformes; Siluridae. The record is from RefSeq and is a predicted model, not a curated record. Gene Ontology annotation, molecular function: ATP binding; ATP hydrolysis activity. The coding region runs from base 142 to 2721 and encodes 859 amino acids.